AUGGUUGCUCCUGCUUAUCAUCAAGACACCUUCGUUGAUCAUGAAUUAUCCACAAAUUUAGAUUCAACUUUUGCAUUUGAAGGUCCUGAAAAAUUAUUAGAAAUUUGGUUUUGGAAAUCAGAGAAUGAUUUACCAUCAAAUUUAAAAGAAGGAUUAAGAUCUAUUGAUUUAAAAUCUUGGGUCAAGAUUUUGGAUUUAGUUAAUUGUAAAAUUUUAUCAAUGAAGAGUUCAAAAUUUAUGGACGCUUAUUUAUUGAGUGAAUCUUCAUUAUUUAUUUUCCCACAUAAAUUAAUUUUAAAAACUUGUGGUACAACAACCACAUUAGCUUGUUUGGAUAAAUUAUUUCAAACUGUUUCUAAAGCUUUGGGAUUCCCAAUGUUAAGUAAAGAAAUUUAUAAAAUUUUUUAUUCAAGAAGAUCAUUCAUGUUUCCGGAGAAACAAAUUCAUGUUCAUAAAGAUUGGAAAAAUGAAGUAUCUUUAUUGAAUGAGUACUUCAUUUGUGGUAAAUCUUAUGUUGUUGGUAAUUUCGCAAGUGAUGAUCAUUGGUAUCUUUACUUUGGUGGUAAAGAAGAGGAUAAUCAUUUUGGUUGUAAACAUCAUCAAAGUUCAAUUGAUCAAACAUUUGAAGUUUUAAUGACUGAAUUAAAUCCAGAAUGUGCAAAUAAAUUUAUUUAUUCAAGAAAACCAGGUCAACAAUCUGAAGAUGAAAAUACUGAUUUAGGACAUGAAUUAGGUAUGGAAACUAUGAUUGAAACUGAAUUAGAUUCUGUUUUUGAACCAACUAAUUUAAAUACUCAUUUACCUUCACCAUCAUUAUCUGAAUCAUCAGAAGGAGAGUCAGAUAUAGAAAUCGAUGAAAAAGAAGUGGGAGGUAAAAAUUCUGGAUCACAAUCUACCACUACAGAUUUUGAAUUUAUUCAUGACGCAUUUGCAUUUACUCCAUGUGGUUAUUCAUCAAAUUCAAUUUGUUCAAAUGUCAAAGGUGGGUUUUAUUAUACUUUACAUAUUACCCCAGAAUCAGGUUGGAGUUAUGCAUCAUUUGAAACAAAUUUUCCAUUUAAUGAUUCAAUUUCAAUUAUGACUGUAUUAAAAAGAAUUUUAAAAAUUUUUGAUCCAAAAAAAUUUUCAAUGACUUUGAUAAAUGAAAAGAUCUUGAAAAAUUCUACAUCAUUAAAUAACAAUUUAAUUGAAUCUGAUGAUAAUGAAAUUUUUAAUUUAUUAGGUUAUAAGAAAAAUGAAAAAAUCAUUUAUGAUUUGAAAAAUGAAUAUAAUUUAUUAUACAUGAAUUUUGAAAAGAAAUGUUAA
Molecule: messenger RNA, 1305 nt
Organism: Lodderomyces jiufengensis
Lineage: Eukaryota; Fungi; Ascomycota; Pichiomycetes; Serinales; Debaryomycetaceae
Gene: SPE2
Product: adenosylmethionine decarboxylase
Exons: 1
Coding region: 1-1305 (434 amino acids)
Biological process (GO): spermidine biosynthetic process; spermine biosynthetic process
Cellular component (GO): cytosol
Molecular function (GO): adenosylmethionine decarboxylase activity
Source: RefSeq, a predicted model, not a curated record